Messenger RNA from Cladocopium goreaui, 1041 nucleotides. The record is from the annotation of a GenBank genome assembly. Lineage: Eukaryota; Dinophyceae; Suessiales; Symbiodiniaceae.
AUGCCUGAUGAACUUCGCCCUCGUGCCCUGUGGAUUUUGAAUAAGUUGUCCGGGGACCUUCAGGGGGCGCGCAUGUGGCCCGUGAAACUGGCGCACUUGAAGCACCAGGAGGCAUUGAGCAAAAGCUUCCAGGGGCAUGCGGAUGAGCUGGAACGUUCAUUCAUCCAGCUCACACGCAUGACUGUGAACAAGGAAAUUGAUCCUUCGGAGGUGGACCAGUUGACCGCAGCUACCACGCUGGCACUCCAGCGCAUGCAGCUCUACCAGGAGGAUGCUGGUGAGGCCAAUACUCUGACGAAGCCAACGCGUUCGUCGGGGUCAAAGGAGCAGCCAUCCAAGCGACCUCGAUUGACACCGCAUGAGGAACCACAUAUCUUGGCUGCAAAAGCAAGGGGAGCCCCUCCCAAACAACUUCCAGAAUUUCAAGACCUUUUGGUGGAUGAUUUCGCAUCUGGCAAAGCCAGCGCGACCAGAGCAUGGUGGACCCAACAGUACUUCAUGACUGGUCAUCCGAUGGCUAUGAAGACUAGGAUGAACUAUCCCGUGCUUUCGAGCAAAGGCAUUCCAUCCAAAGUUGUGACUUUUUGGAUUGCUAACUGCUGUGUGGAGUUUGCUUCGCGUCAACGGGCCACAGACUUGGAUCGCAUGGUGUCUACUUGCCUACAUGCAUACGCGAGCGCUCUGCGAAAGAUGGACACAACAGGUCUUGUCUUGACGGAGGAGGAGGCCGAGUCAUAUUACCAAUCAGUGAAUCUACACCUUCUUAGCUAUGCUGCUCUUCACACCAAGAGCAGAAAUGCCAGGGGGAGAGAUCCCGGCCGCACAAUGUGGUACUUGCUUACAAAGCAUCAUCACUACUACCAUCACGCGAAGGUGACAAGGCGUGAGCGGAUCAACCCGCGUAUGUCUCAAUUGUUGGCUGCGGAGGACUGGGUGGGGCGACUAGGUCGCAUCGCAAGGGCAACCCACAAAGGGAAUGUGUCGCGAAGGACUUUGGAAAGGUAUCUAUGUUUGGUACACCUAGAGUUGAACAAGCUGUGA